Molecule: messenger RNA, 3347 nt
Organism: Marchantia polymorpha subsp. ruderalis
Lineage: Eukaryota; Viridiplantae; Streptophyta; Marchantiopsida; Marchantiales; Marchantiaceae
Source: the annotation of a GenBank genome assembly
ACGACGCCGUCAAGGCCCGAGGCCUCGCCAGGACUGUGGGCACUGUGAGGACUCGGGGCCGAGAUUGAGGCGGCGUGUGUUGCGCGGACUUUGAUUCGGAAUCGAGCUCGAGAGAUCGCCCGACAUUUGCUGCACAAAUUUCGAAGAAAGUAUCGUGCAUUUUCAGGUCCGAGACGGAAUUUUAUAAGGCGCGAUUGCUAUGGCCAUCCUGAAUGCGGUCGUGGGCAUCAUCGAGCCGGCUUCGGUGGCAUUCCGGGGAGAGAGAAUAAUUACAGGAAAAUCUGCACCGACUCAACAUGAUGCGAUCACUUGUAGACUGGAUGCGAAGUGCGAUCGCGGAGCUGUCCUCGCGAGGAGUGAGAUCUUCGGAUGCGCGCCGUUAAGCUCGGUCUCUGUCCGAUCGCAGGGGUCGUCUCGUAGCGGGGCAUGUAGUUCUCAGCGUUCUCGGAAGCGCUCUGCUCUCUGUGCCAUAGCUGAUGGCUUAACGAAAGAUUUGGGCGAAAUAGACGAGAGCGCUAGAGUUUUCACGGAAAAGCGCCCAGCUGACGGGAGGGUGAAUUACAAUUGGGAGGAGCAGUGGUACCCGCUCUUCCUGACCCGCGAAGUCCCGAAAGAUGCUCCCCUCGGUCUCACCGUUUACGAUCGCAAUCUCGUCGUGUUUUACGAUGGAGAUGGGAAGAUCAACUGCCUGGAAGACCGCUGCCCUCACAGGGCGGCUAAGCUGUCGGAAGGGCAGCUUAUGGAUGGCAUGCUUGAGUGCUUGUAUCACGGCUGGCAGUUCCAAGGCGACGGAUCGUGCACCAAAAUUCCACAGUUGGCACCAGGAGCUAAGAUUCCGAGGCAAGCAUGUGCGCGUUCCUAUGCCUUAAAGGAUUCCCAAGGGGUCUUGUGGGUGUGGAUGGCAGACCACAGAACAGCUCCCUACGACAAGGUCCCGUACUUUGAUCACUACGAAGAGAAAAACUAUGUGGAUUUCGCAGCAAUCCACGAGCUCCCUUAUGACUACUCCGUGCUGGUGGAAAACGUCUUGGAUCCAGCGCACAUACAAAUCUCGCACGACGGAUUUGAUGGCAAAAGGGAGAAGGCGCAACCCAUGGUUUUCAAUGUCACCGAGCGGACGGACGAGGGAUUUGCCGGAACCUGGAACUGGAUCAGCACUCCCGAUGUGAUAAACUUCACACGCUUUCAAGCUCCCUGCGUUGCGUACAGCGAUGUGAAGAAGGUCUUCCCCGAUGGUGUGGAAAAUAGAUUCAGUGCGACCGCCCUAUGCAGGCCUGCGGGACAGGGGAAGUCCAUUCUGAUUAUCAGAUUCGGAAGCUCACGGGCUGACGGCAAGAAGAUGGUCGGUCUGUUCCCCAAUAUCCCCCUUUGGUGUUUGCACGUCAGAGCCAUGAUCAUACUCGAACAGGAUUUGGGCUUUCUGAGCUCCCAAAGUGAGUUGCUGGUUCGAGAACGCAAGCCUACGAAAGACAUUUACUUGAAUCUCAGGUCUCAGGACGUCUGGAUCGAAGAGUAUCGAAAGUGGCUCGACAAGGUCGGGCACGGCAUGCCUUACUACCAUGGCCAUCGAACAUUCUCCCCAGCAGCCGUCUCAGCAGUCGAAGAGGCCUCUCCUGCUGGUCUGAAUGCUAGCAUGUCGUCGACACAUCCGGCCAAGGGAGCAUUUGGGCACAAGUAUACACGAGAUCCGACCAAUAGGUACUUCCGCCACGUCAUCUAUUGCAAGCCUUGCAGAACGGCAUUGAGGAACUUCGAGAGAGGUCAGAAAGCAGCGGUGGUGGCUGCAGCGAUCUCUGCAGGCCUCGCCAUCCUAAUGUCCAAACCUGCUUACAGAGUUGCCUUCGUAGCUCUGGCUUUCCUCAUGGGCUCUGCGUAUUGGGCCUGCUCCCUCGGUGUGGCCUCGCUGACUGAGAACUGGUUCCGCAAACACAAAUCGACAUUGUAGUCAGUCGGAGCUCACUGGGCCCUAUGAUCUCUCCUUCUCCCCGUUUUAUAUUUCCAUACACAUCUUCCCGCUGCUUGGAUUUCGAGAGCACCCUCCAUUUCCUGUCUCCAACGUGGGAGGAAUUUGUUCCAGCCAACUGGAGCUGAAACAAUGCAAUUUCAAUCCUCAAGGUUGUGGAAGAAAUCUUCGAGAGCCUCCUUUCUUUAAUUAUUGUACAUAUUGUGCUGCUACGAGCUCUCCCACUGUGCCAUCGAUUGGGCGGAUGCUUCGUGAGUUCCUGCGCUGGCGGUACAUCAUAGACCCACAACUUGCCUCAAACAUCGUAGCGAAUAGCCAUUUCGAGUAGUACCGUCAUGUGCUGAUGUACACAAUUGUAGCAAAUGACAACUUAGUGGACCGUAGCUUCGGAUGUUAUCUCACUUGUAUAUUAUUGAUUUACGUGCUAAUUUGUUGGGUGAGCCAGACAGGCCUCGCCGCACUGCCAAAAGUCAUUGAGGGCCUUGUGUGGAUCUUCGAGGUGGACAUAUUGAAAGAUGAGCAGAACAAGAGAUGAACAGAGAGAGGUCUAUUUCAGUUCACUCUUUCGCAGUGAACUCGCUAAGUAAAUGAGGAGAUGGGAGCAAGUUCAUAUUCAGAGCUCCUGAUCCAAACUGUCACCAUUGACAGAAGGUCAAAUACGAUGUGGCAGACUGUAUACAGACGUCGAUGACGUUCUUGACGUGCCCAGUUUCCUGCUUACCAGAAAGAUCUUUAACAUAGACACACGAAGCAAAGCUUAUACUGAGGCUGGUGCUAGGGUGCUUCGACGUAUGCUUCUAUCUGGUGCAAGAAGCAUGCGUUUAAAUGUUGUAUAUUGCUGCAGACGAAGAGGCAAACGGACGGUGGCAAGGUCUUGUGUGUAAUUCCCCGCGUUGUGAUCUUCCUGAAUCCUGGAUCGCAUAAUUCAGGAGAGUCUACGUUGUACACUGAGAGACUUUUUAGCCAAGUGGCGUUACAAGCGGAGGCGUGUGUGGCAUUCCAUGGACGUCGUGUGCAUGUGAGUACGGAAGAAUCAUAAUUGGGGUAGAUUCGAAUCUUCAAGCAGGUAUUGAAAUCAUUGCCGACAACAUAGAACAAGGUCUCUAAAGUCUAGAGUUGGGACAACUUUAGUUGUCCCAACUCUAGGGCCUGAAGAAACCCAUAGAAGCGUUAAGUCUUUUAAUGUUCAACAGAGAAUUUUUCUGUGUGAACACCAGAUGAUGUUGUAAAGCUCAGAUAAUCUAUGUAUUUCCCUGACUAGAACACGAAUUUCCCUUCUUAGUUUAGACUUGCCGUGACAAUCUAAGGCUCGUCUGACUUUAUUAAAGCGAGGAGGGUGUACUAAUGCACAAUAUCAAGGGAACAAAUUGAUGUCAACAUAAAC